Messenger RNA from Pestalotiopsis fici W106-1, 1218 nucleotides. RefSeq lists its product as uncharacterized. The coding region runs from base 1 to 1218 and encodes 405 amino acids. The record is from RefSeq and is a predicted model, not a curated record. The transcript is spliced from 2 exons. Lineage: Eukaryota; Fungi; Ascomycota; Sordariomycetes; Amphisphaeriales; Sporocadaceae.
AUGCUCAGCCUCGGUCUCGCCAUACUCGCCAGCCAGGCUGCGCAAGUUCUGGCCCAGAACGCAGAGCCUCUCCUGGUGGGAAUAAUUUACCCUGAUACCUCUGGGUUGUCGCAGCCCGUACAGCACAUAUCCCGAGGUGGCGCAACUGCUUGUGUCUCCGGGUUUCUUCAAGUUGAAGCCGGGACCGAUGCCAAUAUGAACUUCGCAUACGAAGCUCCUGUCAAUCAGUCACAGGUCACGCAGACAAUCGUCAGCCUGUGGGACUCGGGCUCACCAUUGAAAGAGCAGAUUAUGAAUGGCACCCUUUCGGUCAAUGGUACUUAUGAUAUCGGUGUCACUCUCUGCUUGCCGCAGGAGAAGCAAGGCAAUCAGACACUUCACCUCCAGGUCCUUACCCACGGCAUUGGUUUCGACCGUAGCUACUGGGACCUUGCGCCGGGGUAUAGCUACGUCGACGUGGCCGCAGCAGCGGGCUAUGCCGUCUUCUUCUACGACCGUCUCGGUGUCGGCGUCUCCUCCAAGGAGGACCCCAUCAAGACGAUCCAAUCGCCAUUGGAGCUCGAGAUUCUCAAUGAGCUGGUCACAAAGCUCCGGGGCGGAGCCCUAGGCGGCAAUCAGCACUUCACAAGCAUCAUUGGCGUCGGCCACUCGUUUGGCAGCGCGUUGACCCAGGGAGUCACGGCCGCCUAUCCACAGUCUUUUGACGCCGCGGUCCUGACCGGCUUCUCGACCAACGCCAGCGGCAUGCCGUCUUUUUCGCUAGCUCAGAUCCCCGAGAUUGCGUCCAUCAACCAGCCUUACCGCUUCGCCGGCCUACCGGCCGGCUAUCUCGUCGUCGGCUCGUCGUCGGCCCUGCAGACCACCUUUUGCCACUUUCCCGGUUUCGACCCGGCCAUACUCUCGCUCGCCGACGCCACAAAGGGCACCGUCACGCUGGGCGAGUAUUUCACCACGGGUGCCAUUGUCCAGCCGGCCGCCGACUUCCACGGGCCCGUGGCCGUCGUGGCUGGCAACGAGGACUUGGGCUUUUGUUUUGGUAACUGCUCUUACCCGACCAAUCUCUUGGCCGAGGUGCCCCUGAAGCUGUAUCCCAGUGUUGCCGCCAAUAACACGGCGACGUAUGCUGCGCCCAUGGCUGGUCAUGGCUUGAAUUUGCAUUAUUCGGCGGCCGGCGCUUUUACCUUUAUUCAGGACUUUCUCAAAAGCCACGGCUUCUGA